AUGCUUCUGAUUAUAGCUGUGGAUACCCAGAAUGUGAUUUUGUUUCUGUUUUCUGUGGUGGUGGUGUUUGUGCUGUUUCUUGUGGUUCAUGUUUAUAUUAGCGCUUUGUGGCAUUUGGCUAGUGUGGUGUCGGUGCUUGAGCCGGUUUAUGGCCUUGCAGCUAUGAAGAAGAGUUAUGAGCUGCUUAAGGGUCGAACCCAGAUGGCUUUUGGGCUUGUUUUUGGGUAUUUGGCGAUUUGCGGGGUGAUUAGUGGCCUUUUCUCUACAAUUGUGGUUCAUGGAGGGGAUUACGGUGUGCUAUCAAGAAUCCUGGUUGGUGGAUUCUUGGUCGGGGUACUGGUGAUUGUGAAUCUUGUUGGGCUAUUGGUUCAAAGUGUGUUUUACUAUGUGUGCAAGAGCUUUCAUCAUCAAGGAAUUGAUAAGGGUGCCUUGUACGAUCAUCUUGGUGGCUAUCUUGGUGAGUAUGUGCCUCUUAAAAGCAGCAUUCAGAUGGAGAACUUGGACGCUUGA
Oldenlandia corymbosa var. corymbosa is the source of this 510-nucleotide messenger RNA. The record is from the annotation of a GenBank genome assembly. Lineage: Eukaryota; Viridiplantae; Streptophyta; Magnoliopsida; Gentianales; Rubiaceae.